CUAGCUUGAACUUAACAUGUUCUGUGGUCCUAUUUGUACUCAGAAAAGAUGAAGACCGUGUCUCAAAUGGUUGUGGAAAUGAUUUCUUCUGUAAGAUCAGUGUUCUUACCACACCCCACCCCUCCAAAAAAACCCAAAAUACACAAAAAGUGGCAGAGGGUGUCUGAUACCUUCAGAACGUUUACUUGGCAGACUGUUGGCUACAGAGGCGGAGCACUGUUUUCAUCAGCUUUUACACUUUUUCCCAAAUGUUACACUUAGGAAAAGGCCAGAAAAGAAUCUUAGAAAUCUGAAAGCCUACAUGAUGAGAAUUGUACGGAUUUUAUUGGUCACUACCAGGACCAAACAGUUGGUAGUUGAUGUUGGCUAAGAGAAUCUCCCGGGGCAGGAACUCUUUGCCACUGUGGUGCAGGCCUUACAGCAUUUUCAGGAAGUGAGGUUGAGUGUCAUCAAAGCAGGAAGUGAGAGUCAGGACUCAGACAUCUUAUUCUCAAACACUGAGUCAUUGUGACAUGACAUUACAUCUUUGUCACUUCAGCCAAGAAGAAGUCCUUCUUUGGAGGCUAUGGUAUGCAUCAAUGUGGAAAGGAUGCCUGACACUUUAUACUGGAAGAGGCGGUGAACUUCAAAAAAUUGGAGAAUUUUGUAUGGUGUAUUCAGAAGUGCCGAAUUUCAGUGAGCCAAACCCAGAUUACAGAGGGCAGCAGAACAAACCGGUGCAGAAUGAUAAAGCGAGCGUCAGUGCGUUUGGACCACUGGGAAAUGGUGUUCAGACUGGCCCCGAAUCAAGAGGAUAUCAUCUUCCAUAUACUGGUAGAAGCAAUGGCCGGGACCCCACCAAUCCCCAGCUACCAGGAGCUCGGAGUAGUCAGACAGUCAUGACCACAAUCAGUAAUGCCAGGGAUCCAAGGAGAACCUUUAAAAGAUGACCUAAGCCAAAGAGACACGUGUAGUUUUUAAACUACCUGCCCGACUUGAACACUUAGUGCACUUUUUUUCAUUGUUAACUGUGAAAAGUUUGUCUCUUACGGGUUUCCUUGUAUAGUUUUGGUUUGUUCAGAAUGGUUGGUUUUUCCUGCAAGCCUUGAGCCGCUCGGUUACAUCCUAUUGAAGAAUAGGAACUCUGAAAGCAGGAACAUUUAUUUUUAGAGCAAGAACUUACUGGGUAUCACUUGAAAACCCGUCCCUGUUUCAAGGGUGAGUUCCUUAAGACACCAGCUUUCUAUAGCCUUGGUGAGUCUUCUGCGUACAUUUUGUAAUGUUUGCCGUAACAUUUCAUGGAAAAUGUUCUUUUGUCUUAAACUGGGCUAUGUCCAGCUGAAGUGAUCUCCACCCCAGCCAGAAGCCUGACCAGUGCUGGCAGCGGUUUGAGUGUUGUGGCCCCGCGGUGACUGCCUGCCUGGAGUGACUGGCCUGCCGUUGAGAUUUGUCCAAGGACGGAAUCAUCCUGCAUUCUUGUGUAAUUACCAGAAACCCAGAUUCUUUAUCAGAAUUAUGGAAUAAAGCGUGUAAUAAUAGAA
Messenger RNA from Myodes glareolus (Bank vole), 1520 nucleotides. It is a transcript of the gene Nabp1, whose product is annotated as nucleic acid binding protein 1. Gene Ontology annotation, molecular function: DNA binding. Gene Ontology annotation, biological process: double-strand break repair via homologous recombination; mitotic G2/M transition checkpoint; response to ionizing radiation. The record is from RefSeq and is a predicted model, not a curated record. Gene Ontology annotation, cellular component: SOSS complex. NCBI's taxonomy places the organism in Eukaryota, Metazoa, Chordata, Mammalia, Rodentia, Cricetidae.